This is a messenger RNA of Perca fluviatilis (European perch), 1218 nucleotides long. RefSeq lists its product as uncharacterized. Bases 231 to 905 code for a protein of 224 amino acids. The record is from RefSeq and is a predicted model, not a curated record. Gene Ontology annotation, biological process: proteolysis. The transcript has 8 exons. Gene Ontology annotation, molecular function: cysteine-type peptidase activity. NCBI's taxonomy places the organism in Eukaryota, Metazoa, Chordata, Actinopteri, Perciformes, Percidae.
GCACACAUACACAGCACACAAACCACUGAAGGAACAUCCAUUUCCAUUCCAGAAGCUCCAGAAAAUGCAGAAAUGUGUAACUAAACCUCUACAAAGUACACCCUAAAUUAUGAAUUUCAGAAGUAACUGAUUGUCAUUGAUAUUUUACAGUAAUCAGAGACCUAUGGGCAGGAGGUCGUAAACAGACCUUGUGGUCAAAGGCUGGGCCUUACAAAGUUUAUUCUGAAAAUAUGAUGGACCUGGCACCAGGAAAGGAGUUGGAGUCAGAGGUUGUGAAUGCAUACCUAUGCAUUGUGGGCCGUACAACGGGGGCAAGAAUUAUUGACGCCUAUACAAUGACUGAGGUCUGGCAGGGCUCUCAAAAAUGUUUCAGAAGGCUUGACCUUCUGAAACAUGAUGUGGCUGCUGGAGCCGUUUGCCACCAGGGACACUGGACGCUCAUUAUCAUGUAUCUCAAGGAGAAGAGGUGCUUGUACUUGGAUCCAUUUGGGGCCACGCAACAACAAAUGGAUCAUUGCAGGGAUGUGACAAGAGCCCUGGUCCGGAAACAUAAUCCGGCAAUCGGGAAAUGGACAUGCUCCACUGUUGCCCAUCCGAAACAGCAGGACACCACAUCAUGUGGAGUGCUUGUUUGCAAGCUUGCAGAGCUGAUCUUAAAAGGUGAGGCUGUGCAGUACCCUGUGGACCAGGAGGGUGUUACACAGUUGAGACUGGACAUGGCCAUGUCCUUGUUGAAUGACACAGAUGACUUGUCCCAGUUAUGUCGGGCUUGUGGGGAGGAGAGCUCAGGGGCUGACACAGAUGACUGGAUUGAGUGCACCACCUGCACUAAAUGGUACCACAGUGUGUGUGUUGGGCAUCCCUCCACAGAGGGAGAUUAUUUUUGUAAGGGCUGUAUAUUUUAACUUUUUUUUUUUUUAUUUUAUUUUUUUUUUCCAUCAUUGCAAGUAGGCUACAGACUGAGGAAAUGUACAUGUUCACAAAGAUAAAAGAUUAAAACAAAGAUGUCAAUCGGCAAAGGAGUAGGCCUAAACUUGUGGAAUCUUUUAGAUGAGGAAGUAAAAAUGUUACGUUACAAAGAAUUAAAAAGAAAUACUAAAGUAGGAUGAUUAACAAAUAUGAAUGGCAGUGUGUAUAUGAAUGCAUUUGGUUUAUUUUGCACGUGUGAUGUAUAUCAAUCCAGAAAUGAAUAAUACAUUUUAUUUAAAUUGAUGAUAU